Eurypyga helias (sunbittern) is the source of this 1212-nucleotide messenger RNA. RefSeq names its product arylacetamide deacetylase (gene AADAC). Gene Ontology annotation, cellular component: membrane. NCBI's taxonomy places the organism in Eukaryota, Metazoa, Chordata, Aves, Eurypygiformes, Eurypygidae. The transcript is spliced from 5 exons. Bases 1 to 1212 code for a protein of 403 amino acids. Gene Ontology annotation, molecular function: carboxylic ester hydrolase activity. The record is from RefSeq and is a predicted model, not a curated record.
AUGGGAGCCAAGCUGCUGUGCCUCCUGCUCACCUCUGUCCUCCUCGCUUACUACCUCUACACCCCAAUCCCCGAGGACUUUGAGGAGCCCUGGAAGGUGAUGCUCAUCACUGCUAGCUUCAGGGCUGUCGGGCACCUGGCUGAGGUGGCCGAUCGGCUGGGCCUGAUGCACUACAUGGAAGCUCUGAUGCUGAUCACGGCUGCAGAGUACAUCGCGCCCACGUCCGAUGAGAACGUCACUGUGUCUGACACGGAGUUCAGCGGCGUGGCCGUCCGUCUGUACCUGCCCAGAAGGGCGACGGAUGGGCUGAGGAGGGCAGUGGUCUACUUCCACGGUGGAGGGUGGUGUGUAGGACAGGCAGGCAUGAAAUCCUACGAUCAUCUGACAAGGUGGACUUCAAACAAGUUAAAUGCUGUCGUGGUAUCAGUCAAUUACAGGUUGGCUCCCAAAUACCAUUUUCCCGUUCAGUUUGAAGAUGUCUAUUCGGUGACAAAGUUCUUCCUCCAGAGCAGCGUCCUCUCCCAGUACGGGGUGGACCCGGACCGGGUCUGUGUUGCAGGAGACAGUGCUGGUGGCAACUUGGCUGCAGCUGUGGCACAGCAGCUGUUGGAGGACACUGAAGUCAAAACGAAGCUCAAAGCCCAAGCUUUGCUUUACCCUGCUCUCCAAGCCCUUGACCUGAACUUGCCAUCUUACCAGAAAAAUGAAAACAAGCCCAUUUUACCCCGGUCACUCAUGGUCAAGUUCUGGAGUGAAUAUUUCACUUCCGAUCCAUCCCUCAGGGAGGCGAUGGCCUCCAACAGGCACGUCCCGGUUGAGUCGAGUCACCUGUUCCAGUUUGUGAACUGGAGCACUUUGCUGCCCGAGGAGCUGAAGAAGGGUCACGUUUAUGCCCAUCCUGCCUACGGAAGCCCCGAGCUGGCACAGAAGUACCCGGGGUUUCUGGACGCGAGGGCAGCCCCGCUGCUGACAAGCGAUGCCCGGCUACGCGGGCUGCCCCUCACCUACAUCCUCACCUGCGAGCACGAUGUCCUCCGGGACGACGGAGUCAUGUACGCCGAGCGCCUCCGGGCAGCGGGCGUUCCCGUCGCCCACGAUCACGCCAAGGAUGCCUUUCACGGGGCAAUGAUGUUUGUCUCCAGCCCAGCCGAGUUAGCCGUAGGGCACCGGCUGUUGAAUGGGUAUAUCAAGUGGUUGGAUGAGAACUUGUGA